Molecule: messenger RNA, 6710 nt
Organism: Lampris incognitus (smalleye Pacific opah)
Lineage: Eukaryota; Metazoa; Chordata; Actinopteri; Lampriformes; Lampridae
Gene: nup205
Product: nucleoporin 205
Exons: 42
Coding region: 12-5993 (1993 amino acids)
Biological process (GO): nuclear pore organization
Cellular component (GO): nuclear pore; nuclear pore inner ring
Molecular function (GO): structural constituent of nuclear pore
Source: RefSeq, a predicted model, not a curated record
CCGAGUUUAUCAUGGCUGCUCAGAUGGCGGUAAAUUCGGGAGCCGGUCUGUGGGGGCCGCUGAAGGAGCUAUGGGAGACAGUGGAUGGUGCGGUGUGGAAGAGACAACGAGAAAGUGUCUACCUCCUUGACCUGCAGCUGAAGAAGCAUAAACCACACUUUUUGUCUCUCUUCAAAAAUCCUCCAAAGAGUGCAGAGCAGAGGGAAAAGGUACGUAAAGCAAGCACAGAGGGCAUAGCCAUCCAAGGUCAACAGGGUUCAAGACUCCUUCCUACGCAACUCCUCACAGAGGCAUUUAUCAUCAGUGACCUGUUUGACAUGGGAGAGUUAGCUGCUUUGGAGCUGUUAUUGGCAGGUGAACACCAGCAGCCUCAUUUCCCGGGCCUGACGCGUGGCCUAGUAGCUAUAUUGCUUUACUGGGAUGGGAAACUCUGUCUGGCCAACUCCCUACGUUCACUCAUUCAGUCACGUCAAGGGAAGACAUUCACCCUGGAACUAAGUGAGGAGCUGGUGGCUUUGACCACUCGUUUCACAGAUGAUCUGAUGAGCCAGGGUCUGACCAAGUGGAUCCUAAGCUUGGUGUCAGAGAUCAACGUGACGCGUGAAUUUGAGCGGUUGCAGAAGGAGCGUGGCUUGGGCAAUGAGAAGCACAGGAAAGAGGUAUCAGACCUCAUCAAAGAAUGUAGACAGGCAUUGGCAGAUAGCCUGUUUGCAUGGACCUGCCAAUCACCAUUGACGAAAGAUGACACCCUAUUGCUUAUUGGUCACUUGGAGAAUAUGACAGCUGAAGCUGAUGGCUCAUUGGACAGUGUGAACCUUGCUCUUGUCAUGGCACUGCUUUACUGUUUAGAUGUCAGCUUCCUAGAGCAAGGCACCGAGGAUAGAGAAGACUUGCUCCAGGCCUUACCCUUGUUGACAGAGAAGCCAUACGUGUCUGCAGUGCAUAGUUGUCUGAUGGAUGGCCAGCCCUGGAAAUUGCCUGGCCUACAGGCUGUGUGUCGGCUGGCCUGGGCCUUGGCUCUGAGGGCUGUCUCCCAGCUACCACAGGGCUCUGCUCUGGUGGAGUUCACUGAGGCUGACGAGGCUUUGGCUGACCAGGCCAUCUUGGGAGAUGUCUUCCUGUUCAUGAAGGAGGGGAUGUUGGGAUGUGAGGGUUUUACUCAGGAAGAGUUCUACAUCCGUCGCCUCCAUUCAUUAAUUACAGACUUCCUGGCCCUCAUGCCAAUGAAGGUGAAGCAGUUGCGUAACUGUGCUGAUGAGGAUGCCCGUCUGGUGCAUAUAUCCCUACAGAUGGGCAGUGAGCCUCCAUCAUCUCUACACAAAGACCUAGACCACCUUAUGAACCUGAUAGGAGAGUUUUAUGGUAAAGAUCCGUUUAGUCUGGAGCUGGCUUUGGAGUUCUGGUGUCCCACAGAGUCUCUUCAACACACUUCCCUCCAGGGAUCCUACCUGGGCAUGGCCCUGCAGAGGCCUCCACACAAACAGGUGGUAUUAUCUAAGUUUGUGCGUCAGAUGGGAGACCUGCUGCCCUCUACUCUGUACAUCCCCUAUCUGCAUAUGCUAAAGGGCUUAGCCAAUGGACCUCAGUGUGCACACUACUGCUUCACCUUGAUGAAAUCCAAUGGAGCCCCACAUGGUGACAACAUUCAAGGAGUAGCAGGUAGCCCUGUGUCAUGGGAACACUUCUUUCAUUCCCUCAUGCUUUACCAUGAGAACCUGCGGCGAGACCUUCCCAAUCCAGACACAUUACACUAUCGCCACCCGCCAUUGAGGGGCAUCACCCACAGAGAACUGGAGGGACUUACUUGUUUUUUGGAGGUGCUCACAACCAUCAUUACCUGGAGUGAAAAUGCUCGACUGGCCCUGUGUGAGCACCCCCAGUGGACACCAGUGGUAGUGAUGCUGGGGUUGCUACAGUGCAGCGUUCCACCUAUCCUCAAGGCCGAGCUCCUACACUGCCUGGCUGCCUUUGGAAAGUCACCAGAGAUCGCAGCUUCACUUUGGCAGUCUCUUGAGUAUACUCAGAUUCUGCAGACAGUGCGAGCUCCGGGACAGAGACAGACUGCUGGAAUUGAGUUGGAGCUGAAUGAGAUCGAGUCGAGCUGUGAAGAAUACCCUCUGACGCGGGCCUUCUGUCAGUUGAUUAGCACAUUGGUUGAAAGCAGCCUGCUAGUCAACCUGGGGGCAGGACUACGUGCACCAGGAUUCCAGCCUUACUUAACCUUCCUACGUGACUCUGUUUUCCUCCCCUUCCCCACCAGAGCAUAUCGCCGUCCAGCAGAGAAGUGGGAGGUAGCUGAUGCCGUCUUGGAGGUCUUCCAUAAGCUACUGCAGGACUAUGAGCCUCAGCCUUCAGACUUUGUCCAGGAGAUGGUGGAGCUGCAAGGGAAGCAGAUCCCGGCCAAUAAGCCUCCUGGCCAUAGCAUCAUGGUCCAUCUGCUCAAUGACUCACCCACACUUGCCCUCUGUCUUAGCCUGCUGGAGGAGGGGAUAUGCCAGCUGGACACCUAUGCACCCUUCCCCGGUAAGAAGCAUUUGGAAUCAGCAGUACUGCACUGCUUGUGCUUGCUGGACCUGGCCCUGCAGAAGGAGGUGGUGUUCAUGGACCUCCUGAGGGAGAGCCAGGCCUCCCUACUGGUUUCUCCCCUUGAGCAGCUCCUGCAGGGAGUCAGCUCACAGAGUUGCAGGGCCAACCACAUUGUCAACAUUGCCAGUUAUCUGUACCAUAGCAGCUCCAAUCCCGAGGCAGCCUUCCAAAGUGCCAAGAUCCUACAUUCUAUCGCCUGCUACCCCAAAAUUCAGAUUAAGCUUGUAAGAGAUUUCACUCAUGACCAGGCUAUGAGUGAGAAGCUGAUGGCAGGUUUUGUCGAGUGUUUGGACAACGAAGAAUCGGAAGAGGGCAUAGAGAAAGGAGAUGACUCGGACUUGCAAAAGAAGGUGGCUAGGAUCAGACAUGAGACCCAGAUCCACAUCCUGAACAUGUUGAUAACCUCCUUGGAGUUGAAGACACCCAACCUGGCUCAUUACCUUCUGGGUUACGAAGUCAAGAAGCCAGUUUCCUCCACCAACCUUCAGGACCCAGGUGUCCUGGGAUGUCCUCGGAGCUGCCUGCAUGCCAUCCUGAGCCUUCUUCAGAAAGGCAGUGAGAGGAGGUCUGGACCUGUACUUAUACACCAGGCCCCACACCUGGCUGAGCUCUGCUAUCAGGUGAUCUACCUGCUGUGUGCCUGUGCCGAAACAUCUGGUCCCACCAUGCGUUACCUGAGAACCAGCCAGGACUUCCUCUUCUCUCACCUGCAGCAUCUACCUUUUGUACUGCCUAGCAACCAGAUCGCUGCCCUUUUCCAGAUGUCCUGGCUCAUGAAGACAGCAGCCAUUGAGCUACGAGUGACCUCACUGAACCGCCAGCGCUCACACACACAGCGCAUCGUCAACCUCCUGCUGGAUGAUCAGCUACACUCUCAGUAUACAGCUGAUAGAGAAUCAGGAGUGGAAGAAGUGACCAGAUCAGUCAGUGGUUUCCUACAUUUUGACACAGUGUCUAAAGUACGUAGGAAGCUGCUGAGUGUGCUGGAUGCAAUUGACUUCAGCCAGGAUGUCCCAGAGCUUCUGCAGCUGGACUUCUUUGAGCGCACUCAGAUAGAGCAGGUGAUCUCCAAUUGCGAGCACGUCAACAAGGAAGGACACACUGUCUGCAACGUCAAGUUGCUCCAUCGAGUCUUGGUUGCUGAAGUGAACGCCCUUCAAGGGAUGGCCGCCAUUGGGCAGAGGCCGCUUUUGAUGGAGGAGGUGAACUCAAUUUUGCAGCAGGUAGUGGAACAGAACCACAUGCGGCGCAGUCUGAGUGCCAAGCGGCAUGCGCUGCAAUCCUGGAGGAGCCUGGUGGAGACACUGCUCACUGCCUGCCCCGCUGAUAUCGUACCCGCCGAUGACAGGCAGUUCAUCAUCAAAGACCUGCUAGUGGACCUAUAUAAUAAGGUGUUGUCUGACGAUGCAGCAGGAGAGCUGAUGCCCAUUGUUGCCGGGGCAGUAUUCACCUUGACAGUCCAUCUCAGCCAAUCAAUCCUGUCAGAGCACCAGCAGGGGGCGGGACUAGAACGAGGGGUGUCUUUUGGCUUUGCCUCCAUUGCCAACUCAGCUCUGCACCUGAUCCUCCGGAAGCUACUAGACUUCAUCCUUUGUACAGGUGGUGGAUUCCAGCGUCUGCGUGCACACCUGUACGGCUCGCUGCUCUACUACUUAAAAAUUGCCCAGAAACCUGAAGAGCCUGACACUCUGCAGACAGGGGGGAAGUCUAUGUGGGAGUGUCUGACAGCCCCUGAGGAUGGUUUCUCUAAACUACAGCAAGACAGCCUAUCCAUCAUUGAGGGCUAUGGCACAGCUCUCAUGGAGGUGGUGUGUAGGGAUGCCUGUGAUGGCCAUGAAAUCGCCAGGAUGCUGGCCCUGGCUGUGCUGGACCGAAUCCUUUCUAUAGACCGUCAGAACCAGUGGCUGGUGUAUUUGUGUAACAGUGGCUACCUGCGGGUGCUGGUGGAGAGCCUCGGGCAGGAUGAUGCUGCUUUGCAGAGCUUGCUUGCACCCCAGCCUCCCCUCCUCAAACCACUUUACAUCUAUGAGAGCAAGAUGGCCCUGCUGACUCGGGUGGCUAAGACAGGCCAGGGGGCCAUGGAGCUGCUGCGCUGUGGGCUAGUGUCUCAGCUGAUAGAGUGCCAGGUGUUUGACAUGGUCCCAGACAGUGACUCGCACAGGGUUAUGAGUGAUCCAUCAGGGUUCAUCCCCAGUCCUCUGGACCGUUACCGGCAGAUCCUUCUUCCAGCCCUUAGGCUCUUCCAGGUCAUCCUGACCUCCACCACCUCCAAUCACCAGCAGGGAGCAGCACAAGUUCUCCAGUGGCUAAUUGCCCAUGCGGACACCAUCCAAUCUCAGCUCCGUUGUCAGGAGCUCAGCAUGGGAGCCUUGCAAGAGCUCUCUUUGCUCACUGGCAUCAUCAGCAAGACAGCCAUGCCAGGAACCCUCGAAAUGGGUGGGGAGGUCAACAGUCCCGCUCUGCUGGAGUUCCAGGGUCACAUCUACAGAUUCCAGCGCUUGUGUCUGUCCUUGCUGGGCCGUCUGGCAGGCAGCGAGAGGGAAAGGUUGUUGAAGCAGGCUGAGAUCGCCACUCCUGGAAACCCCGCAGAACGACGGGAGGGGAUGGAGGUGGCUAUGCAACAGGUGUGUGCUAACAUCAUGGAGUACUGCCAGACCCUGCUGCUUCAGAGCUCAGCUCAGGCCCAGUUCAGUAUCUGCCUCUUCAGCCCCUUGGGCAACGAGCCGGCUGGCAGGGACGGAGCACGUGCAGAUCUGUCGUCCACACUGCCAUCAGUGCCCUACUCCCGUGUACCCAGCCUGGGACUGGUACUGUACCUGCUGAAGAACAGUGCUGCGGAUUUCUUCCGCUUUCACCAGAGUCACAGACAAAGUCUGGACAAACUACAGAGUUUCAAUGAUCUGCCCCCAGAGGAGCUCAAGGAGCUGUGCCAGGGUCUUGUGUCAGGCCCAGGUGGGGUGGAAAAAAUCUCAUCAGUCCAGAGGAGCCUGCUAGCCAAGAGACGACUGGUCCAACUCAUCAACAACAGAGCCAAGCUGUUGGCCCUCUGCUCCUAUGUAAUAGAGACCUCCUUAUUUGUUUUGUGGCGGCACCUGGAAUACUACUUGGUGUACUGCACCCCCACCGACCCAAAAGACUCCCUGUUGCCUGGAAGUAGUACCUACAGACCACGCAUUUCUAAUGAAAUGUAUGGUGGAUUAUCUAAAGGCCGUGGCCUGGGUCUGUCUCAAGUCAGCCAACAAGAUUUAGAGCAGCUACAGAGCGAUAUGACGGCAGGGUUUGGGGAGGCUCUGCAGAGGAAGCUACUGGAGGUGGAGGGUUUGUACAGCCAGGUCCGCUCUCGCUACACCUUCAUCCAGGCCCUGGUACGCAGGAUCCGCGGCCUGCUCCGACAGCCCAAAACAUGAGACUGACACACGCGAAAUGCACCCACACAGCAAGCGUAAACCAAGACACGAAGCUUGCUCAUAAAAUCAAGGAGCUGGAAAAAAAACUAUGGUCUUCUUGUAAUACAAAAUCACACCUAACAUACACCAGGUGCUGCCACGCAGCUGUGCUGCCAAAGGGCUGAGACCCAGUUUCUCCCCUGCUUGUAAUACACACAAGUCUAAAACUGCAGCAGCCAAAACAGAGUUGACAGAUGAAAAUAUGGUCUUGCGUGGAUUUUGGUCACUUGUAGACAUUUUGUACCCAUGCUCUGAUUUCUGUAUUCAUUCUUUCCUGCAGACCUGACAACUCCUGGAGUGUGUAUCAGGUCUUAGGGCCAAUAUGGCUGGUGCUCUGCUAUUAGCACUUGUCAAGUUGAUAAAAUCUAGCUUGCAGAGCACAUUCAUGAACAUUUUAUUUACACAGAUUUUAAAAUUUGAUUAUUAUUGCAUUUUGUAUGACUUCUUUUUGUGAUUCUUUUCUCUGUAGUGAAAAUAAAAAUUUUCUAACGAUUACAUGUCUAUUUCACACACACGCAAAAAAAAUAAACAGCAAAACCUACAACAGCUAGAGAAAACAAUUCAAAGAACACAACCCAUACAUUUUGGUCUUAGACUAAGACUGUGAAAUAGAUAUUAUAUCUAUUUUGUUGCAUGUGCAAAGGUUAUAGUUUUAGGAUAAGUUUCCAGAAUGAAGGA